AUGGCUCGAAAUCUUGGAGAAAGGGCCAGAACAUUAAAUUUAGCCACAGUAAUGGCUCCAAGAGAAAAAGAGUACAUGUUAAGAGAAAUAUGGACAUAUAGUUGCCCUGAAAUCACAACUAUAGAUUGUGACACAACACCCAGCCCACUCCUGCUGUCAGCCUUCCCUGAUGAAUAUACAGGUGAUAUAGAAUGGAUUACAAAUAUUCCACCCAACGUAAAUUUGAGAUUAAAAGAAUAUUUGUUCCCCGAACACCUACCGUAUGUGGAGCUAGCAUAUGUUUCUGGUUCUAAUAAUGCAACAGUGAGGACUCGUCAGCCACUGGAUGUUGAUUUUCUUGAGAGUGACCAUCUCUUUUACGCUGUUGUUUGCCAAAGACCUGGAAUGGUAUCUGCAAUAAAUUUCACUGUUAUAAAAGUGGAAGCUCAGGAUAAAGAUCUGUCACCUGAUUUCAGCCUUAUUAGUUACAGUCUUUGGGGACCAAACUCUGAUUACUUUUAUAUAAGGGAAGGAGAUGGAAACAUCAUGGUGAAUAAAACUUUGGAUUACAACAAGAUCAACCAUUUCAAUUUAACAGUCCAAGCAAAGGAAAGAUUUGGAACUAACAGUGAUAAUGCCUCAGUAAUAAUUCAUGUACAGGAUUAUGACACAUUGAACCCCUAUUUCAGACAAUCAGUGUACAAUGGAACAAUCAAUGAAAACAAGGUGGGUCCUGUGGCUAUUCUCCCAGAGAAUAUAUCUGCUGCAGAUGGAGACAUAGGUAUAAAUGAAAAAGUGUUGUACAGCAUCAAAUUAGUGAAACCCCCAGCCUAUAUCAAAAGUUUUUCAAUCGAUGCUGACAGUGGAGUAUUGGAAGUGAAGACUGCAGUUGACAGAGAAGAAUGUCCCUAUCUUCUUCUAGGCAUUAUGGCAGCUCAGCAGGACAAUAAUCUCAAAACAGCUGAUGCAAUAGUGCUGGUUACUAUUGAAGAUGUAAAUGACAAUCCUCCAGAAUUGUCAAAGCCAAGCUACAGUGUCUCAAUUCCAGAAAAUUUGCGAGAUGGGAGUCAAGUUCUUGAAGUAACAGCCUCUGACAAAGAUGAGGGAGGCUUCCAGGGAACAUUCAGUCUCACACCAGCUGACAGUCCGUUCCAGCUAAGUCAUGAUGGGGUCCUAACUGUGAGGAACUCCUCACUGUUGGAUAGGGAGAAAACACCAUCUUUUCAUCUACAGGUCAAUGCUACAGAUCAUUUGUCACCAUACUACAACGCACAGUCUACAAUCAGCAUCUUCUUGCUGGAUGAAAAUGACAACGCCCCAACCUUUACAGGCACGCCAUAUAAACAAGUUAUUUUCAUCAAUAUGACUGCAGGAAUGUCCAUUCUUCAGGUUGCUGCUACUGAUCCAGAUGAUGGUAUAAACGGACAGAUAAGCUUUACCUUAGCUGGUGGCAAUGAUGAUGGAUACUUUGAUUUGGAUACAUCCACAGGACAAAUCAGUUUAAAAACAGUAAUCCUAUUAGGAGUCAAUGAGUCUAAGGACUUUGUCUUGUGGAUAACAGCUACUGAUGGUGGGGUAAUUCCAAGAAGUUCAUCAGUGCCAGUACACAUCGCUGCAGUUGGAGAUUCCAAACCCCAGUUUAUUCCAAAAAUGUAUAAUGCAUCUGUGGAAGAAGAGAUAGUCAGUCCUGUUGAAGUAACAAGAGUGGAAUAUGAAUCUCUAAAUCCUCAUAUACCAGUUACACUGAAAGUACUGACAGAAUCAGCUACAUUUGAUGUCGAUGUCAAUGGUGUCAUCUGGACAAAAACUAAACUGGACUAUGAAUCCCAGAAUAAUUACACACUAAAUGUUUCCUUGUCAGAUGGAAGUACUACUGACUAUGCUACCGUGUUCAUCAAAGUUACAGAUGUCAAUGAUAACCGUCCUGUGUUUGGUGUAAUCAACACUACCAUUAAUAUUCCGGAGAACAUGCCUGCUGGAACUUCUGUCAUCACAGUGUUGGCUACUGAUGUAGACAGUGGUUUUAAUGGAUUAGUGACUUAUGCUCUGAGAGGUACAGAGGAAAAAAUGGAUAUUGACUCUUCAGGAUUAAUUUUGCUGAAAAAGGAAUUGGACAGAGAAAUACAAGACUUCUAUAAUUUAACAGUGAUUGCCAGUGACCAAGGCCAACCCAUGCUUUCUACAGCUCUCAAUUUAAGAGUCAUCAUUGAUGAUGUGAAUGAUAACCAUCCAGUCUUCUCAUCAAGUAGAUAUGAAGUGAGCGUCCCUGAAGACAAAGCACAUGGAAGUGAACUACUGACAGUAUCUGCUACAGAUUUGGAUGCUGGGGCCAAUGCUCUCGUGACGUACAGAAUUGUUAACCAGCAGCCUUCAACCUCCUCGCCAAUGUUUCUUGUCAAUUCGACCACAGGCCAGCUCUUCCUGAGCCAGCAGCUGGAUUAUGAAACCACAAAGCGAUUUGAUGUAGAAGUGGAGGCAUCAGAUGGAGGGCAGCCAAGUCUCAGCACCAAGACACUUGUUGUUGUCCACAUACUAGAUGUCAAUGAUAACCCACCAAAAUUUGAUCAGGCAGCAUAUGAUAUAUUUGUGCUUGAAAACAUACAAAAGGGCAGCCCUAUCUACUCAUUCAGUGUUACUGAUGAGGACGAGGUGUGGGCAGUUGAUGAAGUGAAUGGACUUAGUUCAAGUGCUUUGUUCCACAUCACAGUUCUGGAUGUCAAUGAUAAUAACCCUGAGUUUCAGAGGCAGCCAUACCGUUUUGCAGUUCUGGAGGGAGAUCACAGGUUGACUGCUCCUGCUGUAGUUGGACAUGUAACUGCUACUGAUUUGGAUGAGGGAGAGAAUGCACGAAUUACUUAUUACUUAUCAGCUGAGGAUGGGGAUAAUCCAUAUAGCAUCCAACAGAAUGGAACUAUUUUGGCUAGUGGCUAUGUAGACCGAGAAACCAAAGAGAAGUACGAGCUGCUGUUGGUGGCAUCUGACAACGGAAUUCCUCAAAGGCAGAAUUUCUCAUACGUCAGCAUUCAAGUAUUAGAUGUGAAUGAUAACGCUCCUCAGUUCACAAAGGCGCAAUACUCAGCCAGUGUACGUGUAGCAACAGCAAAAGAAGGAGCGUCUGUACUAUCAGUGUCUGCUACUGACCUUGACAUUGGGAACAAUUCUAUCGUUUCAUACAGCCUGAUGAACCAUUCUGAUGAUUUCCAUAUAAAUAACCAUACUGGAGAAAUCAUCCUCAGCAGUAACUUGACCCAUAUCACAGCUGACACGGUUGUUACGCUAAUAGUUAUUGCUGCUGAUCAUGGAGUUCCUCAGCUUACAUCAAAUGUUUCUGUCACUCUCUACUUGCUGGUAAAUGACACUGGCUUCGGGCUGACUUUUGAAAGCUCCACCUAUGAGUUCAGCAUUCCAGAAGAGGAACCAGUUAGGACUGCUGUUGGCUCUGUGAAAGCUCUGACUGGAAGCAUAGCCAUACAAGUAGCAUACUCUCUGAAAUCACAUACUGACAAGUUCUCUGUUAAUGACCAAGGAGACAUUGUGACUCUUGCCAGGCUAGAUCGAGAAGAUGAUGACCUAUAUAACAUUCUUGUAGAAGCUGUUGAUUCUGUGGUGCCACCCAAUACAGCUGUUGCUUUGGUAACAGUGAGAAUAAAUGACAUCAAUGACAAUCCUCCAGUUUUCUCAACACUGAUUCAAACAAAACUAUCUUUUCCUGAGAAUGCAAAUAGUCUAGAUUUGGGCACAUUUUAUGCUACUGAUAUGGAUAUAGGAGAUAAUGCACUGAUAAGCUAUUCUUUACAAGAUGAUUUUGCUGGAGUGUUCCAUAUUGACAGUUCCACGGGCAAGCUGAUGACAACAAAAUCCUUAGACAGAGAAAUGAUGGACACUUAUGAACUGAAAAUAAAUGCCACUGACUCUGGCAGACCACCACUAUCUGAAAGUUUAGUUCUAAGCAUCACCGUAGAAGACGAGAAUGACAACCCACCUGUGUUCCCCCAGAAGUCAUACUCUGUGACUGUAAAAGAGAACGAGCCUCCACAUGUGAUUUUGAAUGCAACAGCCACAGAUAAGGACAUAGGGUACAAUGCCAUUAUUCAUUACACCAUAACUGGAGAGACUUCAUUUUAUGUCGGAGAACUUUCUGGAGCUAUUACAACUCUUCAGCCUUUGGACUAUGAAAGCCAUGCCCAGUAUACAUUUAUUCUGAAAGCUUUCAAUCCUGGAGAGCCAUACCUUCAAGACACAGCAAACAUUACAGUUAUCGUGGAAGAUGUUAAUGAAGAAGGACCUGUAUUUGAAAAGCCCUCAUAUUUCCAGAUCCUCCCAGACAAUUCUACAGCUGGCACACUGAUAGUAGAUAUCAAUGCAAGAGAUGAAAACAAAGGUUAUGAUGAAGGCAUUUUCUACAAUAUUACAGAUGGAAACUCAGAAGGCCUCUUUAGUCUUUCCAGUACCACAGGAGAGCUCACAUUAACAAGAGACUUACACAGCCAGGCUGUUCUCCUGUAUUACUCCUUGACAAUCACUGCAACAGAUUCAGGUCUGCCACCGCUUUCAACUUCUGUAAAGGUGUCAGUAACCGUAGCUCCCAUCAACAUUUCAUUCCCAGUGUUCUCGGAAGCAGUCUAUCAGCCUACACCUCUGAGUGAGAAGAUACUGCCAGAUUCAUUUGUUGUACAGAUCAGCGUGUUGUAUAAUGUCCCUGUGAUAUACAGCAUUGUGUCUGGAAAUGAAAAGGGGUAUUUCAUUAUUGAUUCAUCCAUUGGGAUCAUAAGAACAGAAAAGAAAUUGACAGUGGAAGAUUUCCCAGUUAUUUUAAAUGUGAGAGCAACAGAUUCGUCCAACACCAGCAUAUUCAAUGAAGUUUCUGUGCAUGUGGAUGUCAUUGAUGAAAAUGAUUUCCCUCCAGUUUUCCCAUCUUCUCUGCUAGAACAAAGAUUGGAAGAGAAUUUACCUGCUACUGAGAUUGUCCAGCUGAAAGCUCAGGAUAAUGAUACAGGUAGAAAUGGUUUACUAACAUAUGGCAUUCUCAGUGGAGACACACUAAAAUUCCGGAUAGAUGAAGCAACUGGAAUUCUUUAUUCCACUGUCUCCUUUGAUUAUGAAGAGGAACCUACAGAGUAUCAGGUUGUGAUAUAUGCUGAAGAUGAUGGAAUCCCUGAGAAGAAAAGGGGUUACUGCACAGUUGUCAUAAAGAUCAUUGAUGUUAAUGACUGGCCACCUGUGUUUGACCUGGUGACUCCAUUCAGUGUUAAUGAAAAUGUGGCUGUGGGAUUCAUAGUUGGAAAAGUCACAGCAACCGACAGAGACACAGGAGACAAUGCCUUUAUUCUUUAUAGCCUUAAAGAUGGUGGAGGAAAUAUAUUUGAAAUAGAUGAAAUACUUGGGAACAUUAAGAUAAAGAAUUCUCCAGACUACGAAACCAUGAAUAAGUACAGCCUGACAGUGAAUGCAGUCAACAACAAAUCUGCCCCUUUCUAUCAGGCAACCACCACUGUCACUGUUCUAGUGAUUGAUGUGAAUGAUAAUGCUCCAGUGUUUGAUCAGAAUUCCUACUCCACUUCUAUAAACAUGAUUAAUCCUGUAGGUGCUCACAUCAUAACUGUGCAAGCUUCCGACAAAGAUCAGGGGCAAAAUGGCCUUAUUGAAUACUACAUCCUCCCAGAUAUAAGCUUCAGCGCAUUCUUCCUGAUAGAAGAUAGGAGCAAGGGGAAAAUAAUAACAACUGGAAACCUGCCUAGUUCUGAAGAAAUCCGGUUAACAGUGAUGGCUGAGGAUAAAGGCUCUCCAUCUUUAAACAGCACUGCUGUGAUUACUCUUAAUGUGUUCGACAACCGUCCAUUUGUUCCUCAGUUUAAUGAGAGCCAAAUCAGCAUUUCAGUGUUGGAAAACACGGGAGUGGAUCAUUUAAUUUACACUUUUGUUGUGGCUGAAACUUUAGGAAAACCGAUUAUUUAUACAGUUGUAUCUGGCAAUGAAAAAGGUCAUUUUAGGUUGGAUCCAGAAAGUGGUGAGCUGAAAACGGGAAUUAAUUUGAACUAUGAGGAGACUUCUCAGUAUGUGAUUGUAAUUGAAGCAAAUGUGAAUGUCUCGACUGCUGCAGUCCAGUCUUCAGGCCUGUUUGCUCCAAAUGUGGCAAUGCUGACAAUCUCAGUGCAGGAUGUAAAUGAAGAGCCAGCAUUUUUGCAAAGCGUCUACUCUGCUCGGGUGCCAAACUCUGUGCCAUACAAGUACCCGGUUAUUACAGUUCAGGCCACAGAUCCAGACUCAGGAGACAAUGGACUUCUGCUGUACAGUUUAGUGAAUCAUCAAACAAAUGAAUUUGACAUCGAUGAAAAUACAGGGCAGGUUUUUACAGUUUCUGUAGCAGGAAAGGUUGGAACAUUUUAUCUGGAAGUCCAGGCUGCAGACCAAAGUGGAAAAGGACUCACAGCCCAGACAAAAGUCAAUGUAACUGUUGAUUCCAGCUCCAGUAAAAACAUUGUGGUACUUGUUCUUAAUCAGAAGAUCAAUGUUGUUGAAAAAAACAUUGCUGAAGUAGAAAGAGUCAUAGAAGAUAUACUUGCAUGGAAUAUAUACAUUGUUGAUGUUUAUUCCAAUGAGUUUGAAAGAAGAACAAGAGAAAGCACUGAUGUAACCUACAUAAAAAUCAUUGCUGUUGAUGAGGCAAACCAGGAAAUACCUGCAGAAGAUGUAAAAAGAAAACUUAGGGAGCAGAAGGCAAACAUUGAGAAGGAACUUCAGAAGAUAUUUUCAACAUCUGUUACCGCUGACAUAGAAGAGACUCCUGCUGACUCGACAACUCCUGAACUCAUUGCAACUAUUGUUCUCAGUGUUCUGUUAGCCUGUACCCUCAUAGCCUUCCUGGUAUAUGUGGUUAUUUCUAUAAAAAGGAAAAGAAUGUAUGAACAACAGUAUUCAGUUAAGAAGCUACAUGAAGUGGAGGGUAUUGAUAAUCCGAAUUUAGCUGACAUAAAUGGAAGUCUGAACAACCUAGCGAAACCAGAGGAUACAAAUGAAGUAAGAACUGAAACAAUAGCAUUUAGCAACCUGCAGGAUACCAAAGAAGGCAAUGCUGACAAAGACGUACUUCAGGCCAAUGAAAAGUGCAAUUACCUUGAGACACUAUUAGAUAUCAGCAGUGAACAAGAAAAAAAGGUAGCUUCUGAAAAUGCCGCUCUACCUAGAAAUGACUGCUCAAAUCAUGACUCAGCUCCUUCACUUACUCCUUCACUUACAGAGAAAGUCCCUGAGAAAGAAAUAAAAGGAGUAAAAUUUUCAGAAGCGGCAAUUAUUUUGGAUACAGAAUCUGAACUAGAUGAGUCCGAUGAUGAUAGCUUUCCUCAGUAACAGUGCUUGACAAAGAGAACUUUUAUGAAAGCCACAAAACCACUGUAACAAUACAAAAUUAAAUGUGUAAUAAUUG
Molecule: messenger RNA, 7402 nt
Organism: Cygnus atratus (black swan)
Lineage: Eukaryota; Metazoa; Chordata; Aves; Anseriformes; Anatidae
Product: protocadherin Fat 4-like
Exons: 42
Coding region: 1-7326 (2441 amino acids)
Biological process (GO): homophilic cell-cell adhesion
Cellular component (GO): plasma membrane
Molecular function (GO): calcium ion binding
Source: RefSeq, a predicted model, not a curated record